GCCCACUCUUUCUAUAAAAGAGGCUUUUCUCUGAAGCAAAACUCAGUUUGAACUGAAAUAGACGAAGAGACGCAACAGCAGUUGGAGGUACAGAGUCUCCAUUCGCGAUUGGGAUUAAAAAGAAGCAAAACGGUGCCAUUGUGGUGGUCAAAAGAUGGGAGCAGGUUCUAUAGGAUGGUAACCAAUAGCGCUGCAGAGGGCAAGCACCACUUGUCAGGCUCCUUGAGCUCAGAACCUCCUGAGUUGGAGCCUCUUCAGCAGCGGGUCGCUCCGAAACCCAAGCAUAGGUCUACCUCGGCAUCAUGCAGGUACAGGACCCACUUCCCAACGUUCAACUGCAAAGAGGACUGCAGGAUCAUCACAGACACGGCAGCCCAGCUGGAGCUCAGCGGCUUCUACUGGGGCCCUCUGGGAGUGGAGGAGGCCCACCGCAUGUUAAAGGAUGCCCCAAAGGGCAGCUACCUCAUCCGCGACAGCCGGCAGAAGGAUGUCUUCUUCACGCUGUCCUAUCACGCCAAGGGCGGGCCGGUCAGUGUACGCAUCGACUACAAGCGGCAAAAAUUUUCACUUUCGGGCAACGAGCGCACUUUCCCGACUCUCUUCGACCUCUUGGAGCAUUAUACCAACUCCCCCAAGAGGACCCUAAGGGUCCCGUACAGGAAAUGGGAGCCCACGCUGCAGGAACUCUGCAGGAGACGCAUCAUGGAGCUCUGCGGCGGAGGGAAGCAGGUUUCAGAGCUGCCCCUCACCAACAUCGCCCAAGGCUUCCUGUUGGAAUUCCCUUACAAGUUAUGAUACGGUUAUGCAUUCAUUUGACAUUCACCGUUUCAUUCGGAGGCUCCCACCUACUGGCCAUGUUUGGCACUGCACCGUCUUUCAUCGACUCCACUUUACUGCGAACAGACUUUAUUCCAUUCAUAACAACACGUGAAGACAUUCACUCCAGAGAUGGUGAGGUGGACAAGGACUGUUUGUGGCGCACAAGUAAAAUGAGCAUUAUAAUAAAAACAACAGUGCACAAUGUCCUCAGCACUUCUUGGAAUACGAGUGUAUGGAAGUUGGUGCGUUUGAAAGCAAGUGCUGCCAUCACGUGAUUAAAUUAUUCUGUAACCUACUUCAAUACUCUAAUGUUAUUGUUAAUGCAGAUAAAUGGUACAGUGACAGUCUCUAGUUCAGCUAUGUCUGCUGUGCAGAUACAUUUGUGAAAACUAUUAUAAUAAAUAUU
Molecule: messenger RNA, 1225 nt
Organism: Corythoichthys intestinalis (scribbled pipefish)
Lineage: Eukaryota; Metazoa; Chordata; Actinopteri; Syngnathiformes; Syngnathidae
Gene: socs1a
Product: suppressor of cytokine signaling 1a
Exons: 2
Coding region: 175-795 (206 amino acids)
Biological process (GO): intracellular signal transduction; phosphatidylinositol phosphate biosynthetic process
Cellular component (GO): phosphatidylinositol 3-kinase complex
Molecular function (GO): 1-phosphatidylinositol-3-kinase regulator activity
Source: RefSeq, a predicted model, not a curated record